Molecule: messenger RNA, 385 nt
Organism: Paramecium pentaurelia
Lineage: Eukaryota; Ciliophora; Oligohymenophorea; Peniculida; Parameciidae
Source: the annotation of a GenBank genome assembly
UAUGCUUCAAAGAUGCAUGCAAUUAGCAAAAAUUGCCCAAUUUUCAUAGGUUGUGAAGUCUUACACUAGUUUAGCAUAACAUAAAUGGUUAGAUUAUGAUGAAACUCAUAAAGUAUUAUGAAUAAUAUCAAGAAAUCACUCCAAACUCAUAAAAGCAGAGCUGAAGAAUUUAUUCAUAAAAUUCCAAUAAUUGAAGUAGAUUCAGAUGUUGUCAGAUGUUUAGUAAUUCAACAAUAUAUAUUAUUAAGGGUGGCACCCAUAUUAAUGCAGGACAUCCUUAAGUUUAUAUCAAAUUAGACACAAGAACUGAAGGAACACCUUAAACUUGCAAAUAUUGUGGAUUAUAAUAUGUUAAAAAAGGACAUGGAUCACAUCAUCAUUGAGC